Messenger RNA from Salarias fasciatus (jewelled blenny), 1890 nucleotides. RefSeq names its product elongator acetyltransferase complex subunit 4 (gene elp4). Gene Ontology annotation, cellular component: cytoplasm; transcription elongation factor complex; elongator holoenzyme complex. Bases 5 to 1231 code for a protein of 408 amino acids. The record is from RefSeq and is a predicted model, not a curated record. The transcript is spliced from 10 exons. NCBI's taxonomy places the organism in Eukaryota, Metazoa, Chordata, Actinopteri, Blenniiformes, Blenniidae. Gene Ontology annotation, biological process: tRNA wobble uridine modification.
CAGCAUGGCGGCUCCCAUGGACGGUGUGGGUAAACAUCCAGCAGAGCUUCCACCAGUCAAUAGCACAAGUUUCCAGAAGAAAACAAGGAGCAGGUUAAUCUCCAUACCCGGCACCAGACCCUCGGUGCAAAAUGGACAACUGUUAGUGUCGACCGGCGUCACGUCGCUCGACUAUCUGCUCGGUGGCGGGUUGGCGGUUGGAACAGUUCUUCUCAUCGAGGAAGACCGGUAUGAUAGCUACUCUCGCAUGAUCUUAAAGUACUUCCUGGCAGAAGGAGUGGUGUGUCAGCACAAACUUUUUGUGGCAUCGGCUCAAGAUAACCCCGAGGACAUUUUACAGGAACUCCCGUCUCCUAUCUUGGAUGAUGUUGCUAUCCCCAAGGUGGUGGAACAGCCUCGACUGCCAUGUGAGCCUCAGGACAGGUUGGAUGCCAUGAAAAUUGCUUGGCGCUAUCAAAAUCUCCCCAAAGUCCAGAGUGCCCUUGCGUCGUCCUCUCGGUUCGGACAUUACUAUGACGUCUCCAAGACGAUGGAGCCAGAAAUUCGCCAGGCAGCCAAGUGCCACCGCUUCUACCUUCCAGACCAUCCCACCCAGUCAUCAAAUACACACAGUCCCAUGCUGGAGUCCUACUCUGCGUUGCUGAAGUCUCUUGAAGAGGUCAUACACAGGGAGGGCUUUGAUGUAGUUGCCCCCAUGCCAAAGUCGCGAAACAUCCUGCGUGUUGGGCUUCACUCGCUUGGCUCAGCUCUGUGGGGUGAUGACCUGAGUUGCCAUGACAACCCCAGGCAUCGUCACGCCCUGACGACCUUUCUCUACGGACUGCGUGCCUUGCUCAGGUCAUCGCUGUCCGUUGCAGUAGUUACUGUACCUUCUCAUCUUAUCCAGGACAGGGCUCUAAUGGGCAGUAUAACCAGGCUAUGUGACAAUGCCAUAGCCUUGGAAUCUUUCAAAGGCUCUGAGAGAGAAACGAACCCUCUCUACAAAGACUACCAUGGCCUGUUACACGUUCACCAGGUACCUCACCUGAACUCUCUGGCGAACCAGCUCCCCGACCACAAGGACCUGGCUUUUAAGCUCAAGAGAAAACAGUUCAGCAUUGAGCGGCUGCAUUUGCCUCCUGACUUGUCUGAGACCGUGAGUCGUGUGAGCAGGGGCGAACUGGCAGGAGCGACCGCGGCGGCCUCGGCCUGUGGCUCCGGCACUUCCGGCAACAAACACCUGGACUUCUAGAGCUCCCACACAGUCGCCACGGGCAACCAACACCUGGAACGCCACGGCGCUGUCCUCUUUACCGCGGCGACCAGGUUGUUCCCUCGCCCACGUCAUGUCAACCGCGAUAACCCUGCCAGUCAUUACCACCUGCCAACUGGCCCAGCCAGGGGUGACGAUCUAAACAUCCACAGUACCCGUUCCCUUCACAGACAUGUUUCAUUAUGAGUCUUAAGCCUUUUUUAUAUGAGCAUACGCUUCACUCUUUACGUUUUCCCCGAGUUCAACAGCUGACAGCGGCUUAUUUAACUUUAGUUUUUAGCUGUGGGGUUUCUUUUCCCCCCCAGUAAGUUGCUCUGAAUUCCAAACCCUAUGGUGUUGAAGAAUAUAGGAAGGCCUGUGAGUGGCAGGGCGUCUCGUGCUUCAUCAAAUUAAAAUUCAGGAAGGAGAAUUAUUUAAGGUUUGAUACACUGUGUGUUGUUCUCUGCCUCUGGGGAUUUUGUUUACAAGUAAAGUGUAAUCAUGAAAUAUUUUUAGUCUUUACAGACUCCAGCUAGGCAAACAUUAAAUAAUUUAACUCAGCUCUGGGCUUACUUCACAAAACAAGGCACUUGUGCUUUUCUUUGCCAUUUACAGUCUAAAAAUCCUACUUGAUUUGUAGAAUAAUGAAAUGUGCGUUU